Molecule: messenger RNA, 1203 nt
Organism: Effrenium voratum
Lineage: Eukaryota; Dinophyceae; Suessiales; Symbiodiniaceae
Source: the annotation of a GenBank genome assembly
AUGGCUGCCGGCCGCAUCCUCGGUGACUAUGCCGGACUCUUCGCCCAUCAGGCGGCUCCAGCAGGGCCAAAGGGUGCUACUGCCCAAUGGCCUUGUGGCAGUGGCCUUGCCCGCGCGCCGAUGAGCCCCCGGCAGUUGAUGCAGAUGGUGCAGCCAACUGACUCGCCCCGGCGCGCAAUGGCCAUGAACGUGUCGACCAUGCCGAGCAUGGUGAGCAUGCCGAGCGGUCAGGACUCGCCCCGGGCGAUGGCCGUGGCGACCGUGGCGAGCCUGGGCCAGGACAUGUCCCCGCGGCGCGCGAUGGCCAGCGGCCAGCUGAGCGGCCAGCUCUCGGCGAUCUCCACGGAUGAUGUAUCCGCGGGAUCGCCGCGACAGCAAGCGCCGCUGCCGCAGCCGCCGUUGCAGGCUGGAUCCCCACGCAGGCAGCAGCAGAGCGGCCAGUGCCAAGUGGUCACAGAUGCGUCCCCACGACAGGACUCUCGAGCCUCCCCGCGGGCGAGCGCUGAGGCGCCGCGAUUGGUCAGCAACCAGGACAUGUCGCCGCGGAUGGCGAGCAUGGCCAGCCUGGCGAGCAUGGGCAGUUAUCAGGCGCCGUCCGAGGGUAGCCAAGGCAACUCGGCGACCGCGGACGCCGGGAAGGCUGGGAUGUCUCCGCUGCACAAGUUGGCCAGCAUCAAGGACAAGAUGUCGAGACUCGCGAGCAACUUGCAGGAGGAUGCCUUUCACUUCGGCGAGGAGCCGCCAGGCUCCGCCCGCGCGGAGAAGCGUGAGGACACGGAGGAGACCAUCUCAGCCUCGCAGUCGAUGCGGGAUCCCGACGCUGGAGCCUCCGGCACCGCGCCGGCGAGCAUCGCCGGGCCGCUGACGCAGAGCGUGCCGACGCUGGCGCAGGGCUCGCCGGGCUUGGCGCCGGCGGCGCUGGCGCAGAGCCAGCCCACGCUGCCGCCCUUCAGCCCGGCCCAGUGGCCCAUGCGGCCCAGGCUGCGCAGGUCCUGCGCCCGAUGGUGCCCGCAGCGGCGCGGCGGCAUUUUUGGAGGGUUCUUCCGACGUGAAGCCCACGGGAGCCGUAAGGGCCCGGCGGUGGCUCGGAGCGAGCUCGAUGACCCUGCCGGCUCGGCCGUGGACGCCCAGUCCGGGAAUGAGCCCCGCGCCUAUGAGGCGCGGCCCUGGGUCCAUGUCCUUUUGAUCGGUUCGUUCGGUUAG